AAUUGUUCAAACGGACUCGACAUUAAAAAAAACGGACACACACACAAAAACGAAGGGCUACAAUUAUUGAAGGGUAGUUGUUGUGGUCAAUACUAUUUGAAAUCAGUCUUGUUCAGAACUUGGUGCUAUUAACUACAAAACGAGAGCAUUUAAUCAUAUUAAUUUCGAACAUUUAUUCACAUAAAUAUUCAUUGUUUGGUGCAUUUAAAAAAUUAUAAAAAUGAAAUCGUGCGGAAUGGGCAUCAUCAAAUAUAUUCUUUUUGCUUUCAAUUUCAUAUUUGCUGUAUCUGGCUUGGGCAUUUUAAUAGCUGGCAUACUGGUUUUGAUUGAUAUUAAUGAUUUCAAGCACUUUUUGGAGGGUAACAUUCAAGCGCCACCUAUCACACUGAUUGUACUGGGAUCGCUAAUAUUUUUCAUAGCUUUUCUCGGCUGCUACGGUGCCAUCAGAGAAUCUCCCACACUUUUGAUUUGGUUCGCGGUUUUGUUGGGCAUUGUUUUUCUUAUUGAGUUGGGCGUUGGCAUUGCCGCUUGCCUUUUCAAAGCCGAUCUUGAGGAAUUCCUACAAAAAUCGUUGAAAAACUCGAUUGAACGAUCGAAUUCAAAUGAUUUGGAUGCAUGGGAUACUGUACAGAAAAAACUUGAAUGCUGUGGCAUUACCGGUUAUGAUGACUGGGUUGAAAUCAGUAAAAACAGAGUUAUACGAUCAAGUUGCUGCCGUAAAGAUCACAUUGACAAUCAGACAAAUGAUUGUAGCAAUCGACCAGCUACUUAUCCCGAUAAAUACUACACGGAUGGAUGUCUUACAAAAUUGAAGCAUCGAAUUGGUAAUAAUGCCUCAACACUUAUUACCGUUGGCAUUGGCGUGGCAUUCAUUCAACUUAUUGGCAUUGUUCUUGCUUGUUAUCUUGCCGCUUCAAUACGCCGAGAAUCGGUCAAUUAAAUGAACGUUAACCAACACUGAUCAAGUAAACAAAAUUAUACAUUUGGAUGUAGUUUUCCUACCACAAAGAGACUUCAUAUAGUAUAAUUGUGGUAGCUAAAUUAAAUUUUAGUUUUAAUCACCUAGUCAACAUAAACUUUGCUCACAACUGCUCAAAAUCUAUACCUCAAUAUUAAAUAGAAUAGAUGUAUGAAUUUUAAAUACAAAAUUCAUUAGACAAACAAUGUGUGAAUUUUUAAAAAGUAAAUAUUUUUAAACCAAAUGUUCAAACUGAGCUAAAUGACAUAUGUAUAUGAAUCCAUGUGCAAUUAUACACACACCUUUAAAAGGUUUUAUUUUAAUAAUAAUAUUGUUGUUUUUUUUUGUGUGUGGAAAAUUUCACAAAAGAAGAAAUGCAUCAAUGAAAAAGGGCGUCACAGUAGAGCAAGAACUCAACAUUCCAAUACUUACGUCGGAAGGAGAAUAUUUUCUAUUUUCGGGCAAUUGUCGAAAAAUGAUGUGCAAUUUAUAAAGGUUGUUAAACGAUGUGUAGCAAAUAUUGUUUAAAUUUUUGAUGCUAAACGUUCUAUUCAAGCAAAAAAAAAAAAUCAAAAAACUCUGGGUUGCAUUCCUAAUUGGAUUCGCAUGACAUUUCGGACAAUAUUUGUUUGAAGUGAUCCAGCUGGUAUUUCCAAACUGUAUACAGUUACUUAAUAUGAUAUUAUUUUGUGAAUUUUGUUUUCAGCGCAUGAAAAUAGACAAAUAUAAGAAGAAAGCAAUAUAACAAAGUAAGAAGAGAAAUCAAUUACAAACGAAGAAAAUCAAUGAAAAUUGAAACACUUUGACACUUUAUAUUUUUAUCAAUAACAAUGUGUAAGGCCAAACUGUGUAAGGCAAAAAAUUAUCAAUAAAUUUAUCUAUCUACCACAA
This is a messenger RNA of Contarinia nasturtii (swede midge), 1849 nucleotides long. Its product is annotated as CD63 antigen. Bases 221 to 940 code for a protein of 239 amino acids. The transcript is spliced from 5 exons. The record is from RefSeq and is a predicted model, not a curated record. Gene Ontology annotation, cellular component: membrane. NCBI's taxonomy places the organism in Eukaryota, Metazoa, Arthropoda, Insecta, Diptera, Cecidomyiidae.